CAGCUGCGCCAGCCCGGGCCAACCAGUGCGCUCCCCUGUUUGGGCCAAUCAGGGCGCGGCAAGAUGGCGGCGCAAAUCUGCAGGCGGCUUGACCCCGGGCGGCUGCUGUACUUCGGGAACAUGGCAAGGUUUUUUCUGCAAGACCAUCCCCUCAGAAUAGUUGACAGAAGAGUGUAUUUACUUACCUCUACCAAGAUAGGUCACAUUCUUGGGCCUAUACUGUGCAGUCACUACUCAUCCAGUGCAUGCACCAACCACAAGUACACGCCACGGAGAGCUGUGCUGUACGUGCCUGGCAACGAUGAAAGGAAACUCCAGAAGAUCCCCAAUCUUCAUGUAGAUUGUGCUGUGCUGGACUGUGAAGAUGGAGUAGCAUUAAACAAAAAGGACGAGGCGAGGCAGACAAUUGCAAAGAUGCUGAGUCAUUUUCCCGUGUCCCGCACGGACCUGUGUGUUCGGAUCAACUCUGUCUCGAGUGGCCUUGCCGAGCUCGACAUGGAAGUCAUCUUAUCCUCUAAAGACCGCCCUCCGACCUUGAUGCUCCCCAAAGUUGAAAACACCGAAGAAAUAAAAUGGUUUGCAGACAGAUUUGUAAAAUACUCAAAGGGCCGGGCAGCAAAGGAGCAAAUGAAUCUCAUCACUUUUGUGGAGACAGCAAUGGGUUUGCUGAAUUUGAAGGAUGUAUGUGAAGAAGCACAACGCCUAGGAACAUCUGCUGGUUUCCAGCUUGAUGGAGUGGUAUUCGGAUCAGAUGAUUUCUGUGCCAGUAUAGGUGCCACACGAACAGAAGAUGCUCGGGAGCUUCUGUACGCAAGGCAGAAGGUUGUUGUAACAGCAAAGGCAUUUGGCCUGCAAGCCAUAGACCUAGUUUAUAUUAACUAUAAGGAUGAUAAGGGCCUAAGUGUGCAAUCGAGAGAGGGUGCCCUGAUGGGAUUCACAGGUAAACAAGUGAUCCACCCCAAUCAGAUUCCAAUUGUGCAAGAAGCCUUUUCUCCAAGUCUCGAGAACGUGAAAUGGGCUUGUGAACUGAUUGAGGCAUUUGAAGAACAUCAAAAACUGGGAAAGGGAGCCUUUGUUUUACACGGAAAUAUGAUCGACAUGCCUUCUCUGAGACAAGCACAAAACAUCGUCACACUGGCCACAGCCAUCAAGGACAUGUGAAAGCUCAAAGAAAUGUGUUUGUGCCAUAGAUCACUGAUGGAUGCAAUGGGGCAGAAGAGAACAGAGAGUGAGAGAGAGAAACUGAAAUGUGUGAAAUAUUAUGGAGGUCACUGGAACAUUGAUUAUAUUUUAACAAUAUGCUAAAUUAAGGCCUAUGCUAUUGUAAUUUAAAAAUAAACAUAUUUAAUCUU
Messenger RNA from Leucoraja erinaceus (little skate), 1352 nucleotides. RefSeq names its product citrate lyase beta like (gene clybl). The record is from RefSeq and is a predicted model, not a curated record. Gene Ontology annotation, biological process: regulation of cobalamin catabolic process. Lineage: Eukaryota; Metazoa; Chordata; Chondrichthyes; Rajiformes; Rajidae. The transcript has 9 exons. Gene Ontology annotation, molecular function: (S)-citramalyl-CoA lyase activity. Bases 64 to 1161 code for a protein of 365 amino acids.